AUGGCUCAAACCUUUCUCACCGGAGGCAAGAAAUUCUUCAGGACAUGCCCUUCAGUAGCUGACUUUAAAAGCCGAUGGCCAGCUCUUUUUUCUCCACGUGAGAUAAAUGCUGAAUUCCAGCGCAUCACUACGGUCCCGCUAACAUCCACAUUUAUGGCACAGCUGGACAACAACACAACCAAACUGACCAAAGUCUUCAGAAACAAGGGAGGAACAUCUGGACGCAAGAUCACAGAAAUCAUGGCUGCAAUUGAUGAGAACGACACAGUUGCAAUGAGAAGAGUGUGUACGCUGAAAGGACUUGCAGUCUACCUCAAUGAAGAUCCGAACAGCUUGAUCAAAGAAUAUCAGGAUGUGGACUUCCAUGAGGCCGAAAGUGAAAUGGAGAAGACGCUCAUUGGCAUCUACGUCAUCAAACCAGAAGGAGAGCGUGACCUUGACCCGGCAGAAGACAUUGGUAUCAUAAUUGAGGGUGUCGCUGUGCUCAGAGAUCUUCCUGAUGUUGCCACUGCUGUUGUGUUGUUGUUCGGCCUGAUCUACACUUUAAACAUGAGCUACCCAUCCAACCUCAGGUACACUUUUGAGUUUUUUCAGAAAGUACUGAUGGGACUUGAUGCUAAGAAGCUAUCAAACAAAGUUCAAGUGCUCAGAAACAAACUCCUUGAAUAAAGAGGAGG
This is a messenger RNA of Oreochromis aureus, 677 nucleotides long. RefSeq lists its product as uncharacterized. The record is from RefSeq and is a predicted model, not a curated record. Lineage: Eukaryota; Metazoa; Chordata; Actinopteri; Cichliformes; Cichlidae. Bases 1 to 669 code for a protein of 222 amino acids. The transcript is spliced from 4 exons.